Hordeum vulgare subsp. vulgare (domesticated barley) is the source of this 6306-nucleotide messenger RNA. Its product is annotated as nuclear pore complex protein NUP1-like. Gene Ontology annotation, molecular function: calcium ion binding; calcium-dependent protein serine/threonine kinase activity; calmodulin binding. Lineage: Eukaryota; Viridiplantae; Streptophyta; Magnoliopsida; Poales; Poaceae. Bases 16 to 5979 code for a protein of 1987 amino acids. Gene Ontology annotation, biological process: peptidyl-serine phosphorylation; intracellular signal transduction; protein autophosphorylation. Gene Ontology annotation, cellular component: nucleus; cytoplasm. The transcript is spliced from 17 exons. The record is from RefSeq and is a predicted model, not a curated record.
CGCCGCGCCGCACCCAUGGAGCAGGGCUCGUACUCCGGCGCCGGCGGGAAGAUCCGGCGCCGCCCGGCCCCGCGCGCCUCCGCAGCCACCCCCUACGACCGCCCCCCCGCCGCGGCCGCCGCGCGCCGCCUCGCGGCCGCGGCCGCAGCCGCCUACCGCGGCCCCGGCGGCGACGGCUCGGGAGACGGCCAGGGCGGCGGCUGGGUGUCCCGCCUCGUCGACCCCGCCUCCCGCCUCAUCGCGGGCGGCGCCGCGCGGCUCUUCUCCUCGGUCUUCCGCAAGCGCUUCGCCGUCGCGCCUGCCCCGCCUGCGGCGGCCCAGCCCCCCGCGUCCCCGCCUCCCGGUCGAGAUGCGGAACCUAAUCAAGAUUUGCCUGAGGCAACACAUACUGGUUUCACUCCAGUGGGUGGAAUGGCCAAAGGGAAGGACCUCGCUGCUACAUCCAGUGACAAAUCAUUGUCUGAAGUAGAACAUCUGUUAAUGCGGAAAACGUUCACCAGGGUUGAGUUUGAUCGUCUCACAGACUUGCUGCGUGCAAGAACUGUAGAGCCUGCUUUAUCUGCACAAGUGGACCACAAUGAGGAUAAGAAUGAAACAAGAACCAGAAUUCAUGGAAUAGGAGGCUCCACAUCUCAUGGGAUGGCUAUAGACCAUUCUCCGCCCGCUGAUGUUCCUAUCCGGGAUGUUAAUUCCCCUGCGAACCUUGCCAAACAAUAUAUGAGCUCCCGUUAUUCUAGAGAACCCCAACAGAGUAAUUUAAGGAGCCAAGUACUCUUUGGUAACAAAGCGGAAGCAAGCAACACUGGCUAUUAUAUGACUUCUGGAGCACCACUUGUUCAGGAGCUGAAUCAAGUUAACAAUGAAAACCCUGGACUUCCUGUGAAUGGCUAUAUGGCUUCAGGAUUACGUGGGCGGUCAGCAAUAUGUAAAAUGUCACGCUCUCCAUUUUUUAAGGGCCCAAGCUCUUCAAGUGAUAUGAAUGUUUCACCAUUUUCAUUAUCUCAUGCACGAACCCCAAGUUUGGCUGCUGGCGGCAGGCAGGUGUUGAAACGAAGAGGAGCGGAGUUUGACAAUGAACUUGGAUCUGUUGGCCCCAUACGCAGGAUUCGUCAGAAGUCGAAUAUGAUGUCUCCUUUUAAAGAUGCUCGCGCUAGUCCUCGGGGAAACUUUCUUCCUACCCGUACAAUUGGUUCAGAUUUUGCCGAAGGCAGUUCAGCACUUCAGGAACCUUCUAGUUCAAAAAGACUAUUGCUUGAAUCUGGUCAAUCUCUGCGGACUGUAGAAAGACAGAGAUAUAGCGAAGAUGGUAAACUUUCUAAUGAUGAUGUUCCUCCUGUCCCAACUCAACCAAACAAGAUGGCUGAGAAGAUAUUUGAGCAGCUUAACAUAAUAGCUCCAUCACCAAAGGGCAAACAGUCUGGGCAACAAUCUGUUGCUGGGAAACCAAGGCAAUCCAUGUCCAAUGGGCCAAAGGGUGUAAGUGACCCCAGUAGUUCCCGACAAUUUCAAGAUUCGGAUGGAAUUAAUCAUCCCCAUGAUUCGGAUCUGAAUGGUUCUACAUUGAAUGAAGACAAGCUGAUGAAAGAUGGAUCAUCAAAAGUUCACUCCAACACGUUUCAUCAGGAUUUAGGCAACAAAGAGAUGAAGUCUGAUCAUGUUGCUAUUCUUAAUAAGCCUGCCAUUUCGGGGAAUUCAUUUUCUGCUACUCCAUCGCGGAAACCAGGUUUUAAAAUGGCUGUUUUUGAGGAUUUAACUGAGUUAGAUGAUGAUCUGGAAGCCCCUGUCCCAUCAAAGAAUUCGAAAUUUGAGACAGAUGUGAAGGCAACUGAGCAGAAGUUUGAUUCAAAGAUAAAGGAGCAGAAAGUUCAACAUGUUAAAUUUGAGAAGAAAGUUGAAUCAACCUCAUCGAAGGAGAAUGUUAUCAAUUCUUCAGUUACUGAACAGCCUAGAACAUCCACAUCAAAAGAUGUCUCUACACCAGGCUUGUUUUCGUUCAGUGAUCCUGAAAAGAAGGGCACCCCCAAUGUUUCCUCAAAUAACAACAGUGGUUUUACGUUUCCACAUGUACCUCCCGCGGACAGUCCUGAGGCUACUGUUUCAGCAGUUCCACUUGCUUCAAAUAAAGACGAUAAACAGACAAGUGCUUCACCUUUUAUGUUUGGUGCCAAGCCAUCCAGUACAUCAGAUUUGGAAACAUCAACAACUGCUGGUGUUAAAACCAAAGGAAGACCUGGGGAGAGUGCCACCAAGCCUGCAUCAUUGGACACCCCUAAUUUGGAGAAAGGCAAUGGAAGGGGAGGAGCCGGAGACAUCCACAAGUCGUCUGACAAGGUGUUGCCUACAGCUGCACCAACAUUGACUCCACCUCUCCAUUUUGCUUCUGCUGCAUCUGCUUCACCGGGCCUGAGCAAUGGCCUGUCGCACACAUCACCACCAAAGUUGUCAGAUACCACGCCCACUCAUAUACCUGCUGUCAACGCCGCUUCAUUAACUACCAUUGCUGGCUUCUCUGUAUCCAGCAGCAGUCCACCCGUUUCGUCUUCACUUCCUGCAUUUCCUACUAUCAAUUUUGGCUCCAGCACUUCAACAGUAGCAGCACCAAAACCAGAGAGCACAUCCACUGAGACAAAGCCAGCUAGCACUUCACUCUUCGGUACUGUGGGUACUACAGCUGAAUCCAAGUCUAAAGCCCCAGAACCAGCCAGCAAGGCAUCAUCCAAUCUGAAUACUGCGUCUGUCUUCUCAUCAAACAUCACAACCUUUUCGAGUUCUCCAAUCACAUCCUCUUCUACUUCCUCGAGCACUGCAACAUUUUCGUCUUCUCCUGUUGCGUCCUUUAGUGUUGGAACUGCACCAGCUACUUCUACCCCAUCUACUACAUCUGGUGUCCAGCCUGCUUCAACGGCAGCGUUUGCAUUCUCAAGCUCAGGAAACAGCAUAUUUGGGUUCAGCUCUCCAGCUCAAUCUACUGGUCUGAGCACAACUGUUGGUGGCAGUACCUCUCAACCAUUUCCUGCUAGCACGAUCUUUAGUAGCAAGCUGCCACAGCCACAGGGCACAGUGUCACAGCCGCCUCAGAGUUCAGCCACACAGUUUAGCUCUUCAUUCCCGAUUGUUGCUAGUGGUGCGGCAGCUUCGUCAUCGGCACCUGGCACUGUCUCUUUCGGAGUGGGAGCUUCUCCCCCUGGGACCUUGUUGUUUGGAGCGGGAUCAUCUUCGUCUGGUCCUGGUACUGUGUCAUUUGGAGCGGGGGCUUCCUCAUCAGGAGGUCCAGGGAGUGUUCCUAUUGGAGUAGGAGCUUCCUCAUCUGGCACUGGUGUCUCGUCGUUUGGAGCAGGGGUUUCAUCAUCUGGACCUGGGACUGUAUCUUUUGGAGCGUCGCUUUCCUCAUCUGGACCUGGGACUAUGGCUUUUGGAGGCGCACCUUCCUCAUCUGGACCUGGAACAGUGUCUUUUGGCGUGACAACUUCCUCUUCCGGGCCUGUGUUUGGUAAUUCACCGUUUGGAUCUGGAGCUGCUGCCUUCUCUGGGUCUGGAAGUGGGUUUGCAUUUUCAUCACCUAGCUCUUCCACCGCCUCGUCCUUUACAGUGGCUAGUACAAGUAUGUUCAGCAGUAGCUCCACAGCCUCAUCGUCCGCUGCUUUGAGCAACCCUUUUGGUUCAGCUUCGUCCUCUCCCAGCAUGUUUACAUUUGGACAAUCAGCAGCAUCUUCAGGGGGUGCGUUUUCAUUUGGAGCACAGUCAGCUCCAGCUUUCUCAUCGCAAGCUCCUCCAGUUUAUUCGUUUACUUCGGCGAGUGCAAGCAUGAAUUUGUCUACACCACAGCCUGCAUUUGGGAUGACAAAUGCCAACACAGGCUUCGGAAUGGGAUCUCCUGGAAAUGAUCAGAUGAGCAUGGAGGACAGCAUGGCUGAUGACACCAACCAAGCAGCACCCCAGCAAGUGUCUGCACCAGUGUUUGGUUCUUCGGUAUUUGGGCAGCCAGGUGGUUCACCCGCGGCUCCAGUAUUCGGGCAACCAGCUGGUUCGGCCGCCGCUCCAGUAUUCGGGCAGCCGGCUAGUUCACCCGCCGCUCCGGUAUUUGGUGCUCCAGCUGCCCAGCCUGCCGGAGCUUUCCAGUUUGGCGGCCAACAAGGGUCGGUGCAGCAGAACCCGUCAUUUCCAACUGGCGGUAGCUUAGAGUUUCAGGGCGGAAACUUCUCGUUGGGCAGCAUGGGCGGCGACAAGUCCAACAGGCGGAUCAUCAAGGCCAAGAGGACACAGAAGAAAAGCAUGGAGGCUGUUCCACCCACAGGACAUAUAUCUAUCUGGAGGCUGUCAUGCAAACCUCAAAGGUCAGCCAAGGCCAAGCCGCCGGCAGCAGCACCCAAGCCCGCUGCUGCAGCCGCCGCCAAAGAGCAGGACCCCAAGGGGUCCACGGACUCGUCCAGCAGCUCCGGCACCGGCGAGGCGGGCGCCCCCAAGCCGCCGCACCACCGGCCCAAGGUGCCCCCGGUCAAGCGCGUGUCGAGCGCGGGGCUCCUGGUCGGCUCCGUGCUCAAGCGCAAGACGGAGAGCGUCAAGGAGAAGUACAGCCUGGGGCGGCGGCUGGGACAGGGCCAGUUCGGCACCACCUACCUGUGCGUGGAGCGGAGCAGCGGCAAGGAGUACGCCUGCAAGUCCAUCCUCAAGCGCAAGCUCGUCACCGACGACGACGUGGAGGACGUGCGCCGGGAGAUCCAGAUAAUGUACCACCUCGCCGGCCACCCCAACGUCAUCUCCAUCCGGGGCGCCUACGAGGACGCCGUCGCCGUGCACCUCGUCAUGGAGCUCUGCGCCGGCGGCGAGCUCUUCGACAGGAUCGUGCAGAAGGGACACUACACCGAGCGCAAAGCCGCCGAGCUCGCCAGGGUCAUCGUCGGCGUCGUCGAGGUCUGCCACUCCAUGGGGGUCAUGCACCGGGACCUCAAGCCCGAGAACUUCCUCUUCGUCGACCAGACGGAGGAGGCCGCGCUCAAGACCAUCGACUUUGGUCUCUCCGUCUUCUUCCGGCCUGGUCAAAUAUUCACCGACGUUGUCGGAAGCCCUUACUAUGUCGCGCCGGAAGUCUUGAAGAAGAAAUAUGGCCCCGAGGCAGAUGUCUGGAGCGCCGGUGUGAUCAUCUACAUUCUGUUGUGCGGUGUGCCGCCAUUUUGGGCAGAGAACGAGCAGGGCAUAUUCGAAGAGGUUCUACACGGGAAGCUCGACUUCGAGUCAGAUCCAUGGCCCAGCAUCUCCGAAGGGGCCAAGGAUCUCGUGAGGAGAAUGCUCCUUAGGGACCCCAAGAAAAGACUGACAGCCCAUGAAGUUCUACGGCAUCCAUGGGUCCAGGUUGGCGGUCUGGCUCCUGACAAGCCACUGGACUCUGCUGUUCUAUCCCGUAUGAAGCAGUUCUCGGCCAUGAACAAGCUGAAAAAGAUGGCUCUCAGGGUGAUUGCCGAGAACCUGUCGGAGGACGAGAUCGCCGGCCUCAAGGAGAUGUUCAAGAUGAUCGACUCGGACAACAGCGGGCAGAUCACGUACGAGGAGCUCAAGGUGGGGCUCAAGAAGGUGGGCGCCAACCUCCAGGAGUCGGAGAUCUACGCGCUCAUGCAAGCCGCGGACGUGGACAACAGCGGGACGAUCGACUACGGCGAGUUCAUCGCGGCGACGCUGCACCUGAACAAGGUGGAGCGGGAGGACCACCUGUUCGCGGCGUUCCAGUACUUCGACAAGGACGGCAGCGGCUACAUCACCCCCGACGAGCUGCAGCUCGCCUGCGAGGAGUUCGGCCUCGGCGGCGACGACCUCAGCCUCGACAACAUGAUCAGAGAAGUCGACCAGGACAACGACGGGCGCAUAGACUACAACGAGUUCGUGGCGAUGAUGCAGAAGCCGGCGCUUGGGCUGGCGAAGAAGGCCGGGGCCGGGUUGGAGAGCAGCUUCAGCAUCGGGUUCAGGGAGGCGCUGAGGAUGGCUUGAAGGAGGAGGAGGAGGAGCUAGGUGGUAGUCAUGGUGACGCUAAUUUCCUUCCUGCUCGUCCAAGAGACUGUUGUUGUAGAGACGUGGUGAGGUGAUUGCUUUUGAUAGGGUUGAAAUGGCAGCAGCUCCUGGCGAGUAGCGGAGGGUCGGGACUCGGGACGACGUGUGUGUGUACUGUGUUAGAGGCAGGCAGGCAGCCCCGGUGAUUUUCUGCUCACUACUGCUGGAUUGGUUCAAUUGUGUAUUGUACUACAAAAGGCAUCCCCCGCCUCCUUGUAACCACACCGUUACAAGUUGUAUACAGUACGGUGACAAGUGAAGCCUGCA